Molecule: messenger RNA, 7528 nt
Organism: Phyllopteryx taeniolatus (common seadragon)
Lineage: Eukaryota; Metazoa; Chordata; Actinopteri; Syngnathiformes; Syngnathidae
Gene: nlgn2a
Product: neuroligin 2a
Exons: 9
Coding region: 800-3355 (851 amino acids)
Biological process (GO): presynaptic membrane assembly; chemical synaptic transmission; postsynaptic membrane assembly
Cellular component (GO): postsynaptic specialization membrane; cell surface; synapse
Molecular function (GO): signaling receptor activity; neurexin family protein binding
Source: RefSeq, a predicted model, not a curated record
CUCCGUCCAUCCAUCAAAUCCGAAGCAACCCACUCGGAUGCUGAGGCCGCCCAGGCUGGAUCACGCGCCGCCGUAUUGAGGUCAUCGGCGAGCGUUGCCAUGGCGACCUCCUCUCGCUCGGGAGGAGCACACUGCGGCGCGCGCACCACACGGCGGGCGCGUGCCGGCGACGACGCGCACACGACGGGCGCGCGCGCCGAGGCGGUUCACCUCAACGGCGAGACGACGCAGUCCGCGAGUCGCGACGCUCAACGGCACCCGAACCGAACCGAACCCAACCCAACCGAACCCGCGAGUCUGUUGGAGCCCUGUGGCCUUGCGACGGAGGAAUUGUCGACGAAGCCAGCUGAGCUGCAAUCCCAGGCGACGUCGCAGGAGGUUCCGUUGAGGCUCGGCCGGGCCUUGAACUGGAUGGAAUCAUGAGCUCGGGCUGCUUCACAAGCUGCUCCUGCUGCUGAUUAGCCCCAUUUUCUCGUUCUUUUGCAUUUGGGUGUCGUGGGCGCUGACUGCCGCUGUGGAUUCGUCGUUUCUGGAAGCUGCCGCUUGAAUGGGCUUUUUUUGGCAAGCAGGAAGGACAUCAGUGGGAACCUGGCUCUCCAGCAGCACCCGGGGAUCCCAAAUUAACAGCGCAGGUGCAGACAUCGAUGACGUCGCCAGGACAGGACCGGACAGGACGCAGAGGGAUGGAACGUAACAGAACCACGGCCGCGGAAGCCACCGGGACAGCCUCGGCUCCUGUUCAGCACUGACCUGGCGCCCCCGCCGAGGCCCGCCUUCCGAAUCCCUGCGCGCCCUCCGCAUGAGCUGCUCCUCGAUUUGGUCCCUCGCCUUUGGACUCGACUCCCUUUUGAUUAUUCCAUUUGCGGCCAUGCGGCUAUUUCUCCUUGCGAGUGGACAAAGAAGGCAAAGGUGCCUCAUGCCAGACUGGUGCAUGCAGUUGGGCCUCGCCCUCCUCUUAAAUGUGGCCUCCAGCCAAAAAGUGGAGCCCUCCAAGCACCCCGUGGUCACCACCAACUACGGCAAGCUCCGAGGGGUCAAGAAGGACCUGAACAACGAGAUCCUGGGCCCGGUGGAGCAGUACCUGGGCGUGCCCUACGCCACCGCGCCCAUCGGCGACCGCCGCUUUCAGCCGCCCGAAGCCCCGGGCUCGUGGCAGGAGAUCCGCAACGCCACCCAGUUUGCCCCCGUGUGCCCCCAAAAUGUGCACGGGGUGCUCCCCGAGAUCAUGCUGCCUGUGUGGUUCACAGACAACCUGGACGUAGCGGCCGGGUACAUCCAGAACCAGAGCGAGGACUGCCUCUAUCUCAACGUCUACGUGCCCGUGGAGGAUGGUCCGCUCACAAAAAAACACGAUGAAUCUGCAGCCAACAAGCCUCGAGACGAAGAUAUUCGCGACCGCAGGAAGAAGCCCGUGAUGUUGUUCAUUCACGGAGGCUCGUACAUGGAAGGCACCGGAAACAUGUUUGACGCCAGCGUCCUCGCCGCCUACGGCAACGUCAUCGUGGUGACUAUGAAUUAUCGUCUGGGUGUGCUGGGUUUUCUCAGCACCGGCGAUCAGUCGGCCAAGGGCAACUACGGCCUCCUGGACCAGAUUCAGGCGCUGCGCUGGCUCAACGAGAACAUCGGUCACUUCGGCGGAGACCCGGAGAGGAUCAGCAUCUUCGGAUCGGGAGCCGGGGCGUCCUGUGUCAACCUCCUCAUCCUCUCCCACCAUUCGGAGGGUCUCUUCCACAGGGCCAUUGCCCAAAGUGGCACAGCCAUCUCCAGCUGGUCCGUCAACUACCAGCCCCUUAAGUACACCAAAAUCCUGGCCCGCAAGGUGGGCUGCACCUACACCGAGACCGCUGACCUGGUGGACUGCCUGAGGCGCAAGAACUUCAGGGAGCUCGUGGACCAGGAUAUCCAGCCGGCUCGCUACCACAUCGCCUUCGGCCCCGUGGUGGACGGAGACGUGGUGCCCGACGAUCCUGAGAUCCUCAUGCAGCAGGGGGAGUUCCUUAACUACGACAUGCUGAUUGGGGUCAAUCAAGGAGAGGGGCUGAAGUUUGUCGACGACAGCGAGGACAACGACGGCAUCUCGGCUGCGGCGUUUGACUACACCAUCUCCAACUUUGUGGACAACCUCUACGGAUACCCCGAGGGCAAAGACAUCCUGAGGGAGACCAUUAAGUUCAUGUACACAGACUGGGCAGACAGAGACAACGGCGACAUGCGGCGCAAGACCUUGCUCGCUCUGUUUACAGACCACCAGUGGGUGGCGCCGGCGGUGGCCACCGCCAAGCUCCACGCCGAGUUCCAGUCGCCCGUUUACUUUUACACCUUCUACCAUCACUGCCAGACCGAGACGCGGCCCGAGUGGGCCGACGCCGCCCACGGAGAUGAGAUACCGUAUGUUUUCGGGGUGCCCAUGAUCGGUGCCACGGACUUGUUCCCGUGCAACUUCUCCAAGAACGACGUGAUGCUCAGCGCUGUCGUCAUGACCUACUGGACCAACUUUGCCAAGACCGGGGAUCCCAACUUACCAGUCCCCCAGGACACCAAAUUCAUCCACACCAAGCCCAACCGCUUCGAAGAAGUCAUCUGGACCAAGUUCAAUUCCAAGGACAAGCAGUACCUCCACAUUGGCUUGAAACCUCGCGUCAGAGACAACUACAGGGCCAACAAGGUGGCCUUCUGGUUGGAGUUGGUCCCCCAUCUCCAUAAUCUACACGAUGAGUUCUUUUCAACCACCACUCGCUCGCCCCCCGGUCCGGGUCCGGGUCCGGGUCCGGGUCCUGGCACGCCCAGAACCAGAACUACGGGCCCUCGCACCACCCAUCGGCCCUACCCCACCUUCUCUUACGACCCGGACCCCGAGGGUUCGGAGCGUCCGCCACCUGUUCUUUUCCCCGGCGACACCCGCGACUACUCCACGGAGCUGAGCGUGACGGUCGCCGUGGGAGCGUCCCUGCUCUUCCUCAACAUCCUGGCCUUCGCCGCCCUCUACUACAAGCGCGACAAGCGGCACGAGAUGCGACGCCACCGGCUCUCUCCCCAGCGGGGCGGCCCGGCCAACGACCUGCCGCACAGCCAGGAGGAGGAGAUCAUGUCCCUGCAAAUGAAGCAUUCCGAGCACGACGCUCACCACGAUAUGGAGCCCCUGCGGCCCCACGACAUCCUGCGGCCCGCCUGCCCGCCCGACUACACGCUGGCGCUGCGCCGAGCCCCGGACGACGUGCCUCUGAUGACGCCCAACACCAUCACCAUGAUCCCCAGCACCAUCACAAGCAUGCAGCCCCUUCAUGCCUUUAAUACCUUUCCCAGCACAGGCCACAACAACACUCUGCCCCACCCGCACUCCACCACCAGGGUAUAGUAGAGCCAACCCGGCAGCACCGCCCGAGGACCAGGAAGACUGGCUGUGCCUCCAAGAACCUACACUGUGGAAGUGUGCUUUGGUGACUCUCGUGUUUUCUCCAAGAACAACUCCGCCGCCUCCGUGUCGUGCUGCCGAGCUUCGCGGUGCGGCGGGUCUUUUCCAAAAGGAGUGUCAGGAUGUUAUUUCCCAGCAGCCCCUCGCCGUUUCUCGAAGGGACCUCUCGCCUUCUUAGCGGCGGGGUGUCAUUCAUUCCCUUACGUGUCAUUCUCUUUUCUACAUCUGUAUCUUCUGCCUGAGCCUUUUUCCAAUCUUUCUAAAGCCACGGGGGUCAGCUAUGAAAAGUAUCUUCUACUUUCAUUCAACCAGCGUUCUUGGUGCCAAGUUAGUGUUCGCAUUCUCACGGAGGGCAAAAAUCCUCAAGAAAAUGGAUUAUUUAUUGUCCACUAACAAAUGUGUUCUCAUGACAAAGUGCCAAACUGGCCCUUGAUUGUGCUUUUCUUUUCUUUCGCUGCUCGUCUCCUCUGUUCGGUCGUCGUCGUCGUCGUCGUCGUUUGUUUUUUUGAUGUGCAACUCCAUUUUGUUUUGUUGAUAUCAAAUAUAGCUAUAGAGAAAGUAUAUAUCAAGAUAUAUAGUUGUAUAUGUGUACAAAGGAAGGAGAAAGUCUAUCAUUGGGUAUUUUGCGAUAGGGCAUCUAUGCAUGAAUUCUUUUGAAGGGAGGCUCACGGGGGGGGUGGACACGGUAUCCGCACAGUUCCCAAAGUCGACAAAAGCGCUUCACCUCCCUGCAUCGGUUCAGGAAAGAAAACGUCAUCUCACUCCUCCGUCCUGUGAAUAUUUCCACACGCUUGUGUUGUAGUGACGCAACGAGCCUCUGCUUUCCUGCCAUCUGCGCCGCCGCGCUUUCACAAGGUACCAAAGGUGUGUUUGUGGCUCACUUUUCUGUCCGCCACGUCCAUUGUUUGCUUGAAGAGUGCCGGGUCCAAACUGGUUUUCUUGAUGAUUCGGUUCUUCUAUUUCGAGGCUCAAAUUCAAAGGUAACUGGCGGGUUGGCCUGCAUACGUGUAGCGGGAACGCCGUUGGCGGGUGGGAUGCAGGGGACUCGGGACCCUUACAACAGCAAAAUGGGAAGCUGUCCCCGCUUGUGCCCGUUUCUUUCGUUUCUCCUUUGUCGUAUUCCGAUCCACGAAAGGGGGCAAAGGUGCGCGAGGCCGAUGCCGCCGUCUUGGGAGUUUUGCGUGCACGAGAGAGAGAGAGAGAGAGAGAGAGCUCUGCAGAGUGAAUGAUGACUGCCAUGGGAAGAAGAGACUUUGCAGAAGGCCUUCGAUCAUGAGAGGGGACGGCUUCGGAUCUCCUACGACCCCGAUUCCGAUGAAGUUGGGACGGUGUGUUAAACGUAAAUAAAAACGGAAUGCAAUGAUUUGCAAAUCAUGUUCAACCUAUAUUUCAUUGAAUACACUACAAAGACAAGCUAUUUAAUGUUCAAACUGAUAAACCUUAUUGUUUUUAGAAAAUAAUCAUGAACUUAGAAUUUGAUGGCUGCCGCACGUUCCCAAAAAGUCGGGACAGGCUCAUGUUUCCCCACUGUGUUACAUCACCUUUUCUUUUGGCAACAUUCAAUCAACGUUUGGGAACUGAGGACGCUCAUCGUUGAAGCUUUGUACGUGGAAUUCUUUCCCAUUCUCGCUCGAUGUACAGCUUCAGCCGUUCAACAGUCCGGCCGGGGUCUCCGUUGUCGUAGUUUACGCUUCAUAAUGCGCCACGCAUUUUCAAUGGGAGACAGGUCUGGACUGCAGGCAGGCCAGUCUAGUACCCGUCCGCACUCUUACUACGAAUCCACGCUGUUGUAACACGUGCAGAAUGGGGUUUGGGAUUGUCUUGCUGAAAUAAGCAGGGGCGUCCGUGAAAAAGACGGUGCUUGGAUGGCAGCAUAUGUUUCUCUAAAACCUCUAUGUACCUUUCAGCAUGAAUGGUGCCUUCACAGAUGUGUAAUUUACCUGUGCCAUUGGCACUAACACAGCCCCAUACCACCACAGAUGCUGGCUUUUGAACUUGGCGUCCAUAACAGUCCGGAUGGUUCUUUUCCUCUUUGGCCCGGAGGACACGACGUCCACAAUUUCCAGAAACAAUUUGAAAUGUGGACUCGUAGGACCACAGAACACUUUUCCACUUUGCGUCGAUCAUCCAUCUUAGAUGAGCUCGGGCCCAGAGAAGACGCCCUGCGUUUCUGGGUGUCGUCGAUAAAUGGCUUUUGCUUUGCAUGGUAGACUUUCAAGUUGCACUUCCGGAUGUAGCGCCGAACUGUAUUGACUGACAUUGGUUUUCUGAAGUGUUCCUGAGCCCAUGCGGUGAUAUCCUUUGCACACUGAUGUCGGUUUUUGAUGCAGUGCCGCCUGAGGGAUCGAAGGUCACGGGCAUUCAAUGUUGGUUUUCGGCUUUGCCGCUCACGUGCAGUGAUUUGUCCAGAUUCUCUGAACCUUUUGAGGAUAUUAUGGACCGUAGAUGAUGAAAUCCCUGAAUUCCUUGCAAUUGUACGUUGAGGAACAUUGUCCUUAAACUGUUGGGACUCUUUUCUCACGCACUUGUUCACAAAGAGGCGAACCUCGCCCCAUCUUUGCUUGUGAAUUCGGGGAAGCUCCUUUUCUAGCCAAUCACGGCAGCCGCCUGUUCACCUGUGGGAUGUUCCAAACGGCUGUUUGAUGAGCAUUCCUCAACUUUUUUGGAACGUGUUGCAGCCAUAAAAUUCCAAGUUCAUGAUUACUUGCUAAAAACCAUAAAGUUGAUCAGUUUGAACAUGAAAUAUCUCGUCUUUGUAGUGUAUUCAAUGAAAUGUAGGUCGAACACGAUUUGCAAAUCAUUGUAUUGUGUUUUGAUUUAUGUUUAACACAACGUCCCAACUCGAUUGGAAUUGGGGUUGUACGUUUGCCGAGAUGAAAGCUUUGCUUUCCCGUCCGUCCACUGGAGGACGUCGUUCCUGGCUUUUGUAACCCCUGUGAGGUCAAAGUCGGCGAGGUGAACGUACUGUGCCGCUACCGGAAGCAGAAUACCGCAACCUCUGCUUCUUUCUCAUCUAUUUUAUAAGCUACCACUGGAAGAUGAGGAUGUGAGACGGCUGAAGGACUUCACACAGAAUCACACAAACCUUCAAAAAAAUCUAAAGUGUACAUUUUUAAGUGUAAGACUCCAACUGAUAAAAUAUUUGUAAAUAUUAAGUUUCUGGAUUGUUUUUUUUUUUUCCCCUUUCCUUUUUUUUGGAGUGAAUGAACAAAAUGCCCAAAUUUUGUGAUGAGCCAGGACAACAGGUGCAGUUUGCGAAGAAGGGGCGGCCACGCCGAUUCGAUUGAGUUUCUUUUCUUCUUCUCGCCAUGCGGACGUUGCGUCGCAUUGAGUGACCGGAGCAGAAAUUCAUCAUGCUGCUUUUCAAAUAGACGCCCACUCCUGAAAAAUACCACCCCAAAAAAAAUCUUUUUUUGUGCCAGCAGUGGAAUUGCUACCCUCAUAAUUUUGUCAUUCUUUCCUUUUUAUUGAAGCAUACAUUAAGUGCUUAGUUUUGCGUGGAUAUUGAGGAAAAGUUCACCUUGCAUUUGUGAGAGGUAUGCCACAAAACGGGAGGCGAAGGGAAGCCGCCAUUGGUCGGCGGCGAGACGAGGCCCUCGAUGAGUUGACUUUCCAUGUAGCCGUGUUUACAUGAGGCCACUUUGAUGCGGGUCCCGCACGAGGGCUUUGAUACCAUAAGAUGCCUCGCACACACACACACACACUCGCGCACGAAUAAGAUCUCCCACUUCGUACGGCGCUCUCUGCACACUGGCUUUGCCCGGCUUAUGUUUCUGAUGAAGGGAAUAGUUGUCUAUUUUCAAUCAAACAAGCUCAUCUGUUUGAAGUCGGUGGUACAAGCGAGCACACGCGCGCAUAUAUGCAUGAACUUCCUGCUCGGAUUCUGAAGCAAAGUUGCACCUGUUGUCUACUUUUGUUUUUCUUCUUUCAUCUGAAAACCAAGAAUGGAAAUGAAGAAAAUUGAUGACAAGUGGCAUUUUGGAAAAAGGUGCUAAAAAAAAGUUGGAGGGCGGAGGGACAGUAAUUAAGGAGAUGAUCUUUCUUGUUUAUUUUACAAGUUCUUAUCCACUGUAUGCUGUGAUCCUGAUCUGGAAACAUUAAAGACAUUCAUAGCCA